AUGCUACUGCUGGGGACCUUCCCCCUCCUCCUCUCCUCGCACACCGGUGCCGCGACGGCCCAGGCAGCGCGGAGGGCUKCAGUGCACGGGGUGCUGGUGACCGCGGCUGCUGCGCGUGCAGCCCAGACGGCUGCGGCCUCAUCCUGGGCCGGAGCCAGGACUGGCUCCCGCAGCUCGGGCCCUGCAGAGCCCAGCGUGCUCACACUGCGUGGAGCUCUGUGCUCCGGGGCGCRCACGGUGACGGGAGACAGCGUUGCCCACCCGCUCAGCGUGGCUUCCAGCGCGCCCACGCACCCGGAGCGGAGCCUCCCUGCCGAGCACUGCGUGACGGUGCCAGUAACCAAGGCAGAAGGGCCCCGGCGCCUCCCYGCCGCCGCCUUCCACAGCAGCGCCGCGGCCCGCGCCAAGGAGGACUAUUACCAGGUGCUGGGGGUGCCGCGCAGCGCCUCGCAGAAGGACAUCAAGAAGGCCUAUUACCAGCUGGCAAAGAAAUACCAUCCUGAUACGAAUAAAGAUGAUCCCAAAGCUAAAGAGAAGUUCUCUCAGCUGGCAGAGGCCUAUGAGGUAUUAAGUGAUGAAGCAAAGAGGAAACAAUACGAUGCUUAUGGUACAGCUGGGUUUGAUGCUGGAACAGCAGGUACUGGGCGCCAGUACUGGAGCAGCGGGCCCUCAAUUGAUCCAGAAGAGCUUUUCAGAAAAAUCUUUGGGGAGUUUUCAGGAUCCUCCUUUGGAGACUUUCAGAGUGUCUUUGACCAGCCGCAGGAGUAUAUCAUGGAACUGACCUUCACUCAAGCCGCCAAGGGCGUUAACAAGGAGAUAGUGGUGAACAUCAACGACUCCUGUCAGCGAUGUGAUGGGAGAGGGCACGAGCCUGGUACCAAAGUGCAGCGCUGUCACUACUGCAAUGGUACUGGCAUGGAAACGAUAAAUACUGGUCCUUUCGUGAUGCGAUCUACGUGCAGACGAUGUGGUGGUCGUGGUUCCGUUGUAACAACCCCGUGUUUGCUGUGUCGAGGAACAGGACAGACCAAGCAGAAGAAGACGGUGAUGGUUCCCGUGCCAGCUGGUGUUGAAGAUGGACAGACCGUUCGAAUGCCUGUGGGAAAGAAAGAAAUUUUUAUUACAUUCAGGGUUCAGAAAAGUUCUGUAUUCAGAAGAAAUGGAGCAGAUAUCCAUUCAGACCUCCUCAUUUCAGUAGCACAGGCUGUUCUGGGAGGUACAGCCAGGUGUCAAGGCUUGUAUGAGACGAUCAAUAUCACGAUACCCCCUGGUAUUCAGCCAGACCAGAAAAUUCGAAUGAGUGGGAAAGGCAUUCCCAAAGUUAAUAGUUAUGGCUACGGAGACCACUACAUUCACAUAAAGAUAAAAGUUCCUCAAAGGUUGACGGAUCGCCAGAGGGCUUUAAUGAUGAGCUAUGCUGAGGAUGAGGCAGAUGUGGAAGGCACAGUGAACGGCGUCACCAACACAUCAUCAGGUGGCAGGGCCACGGCUAGCGCUGACGCAGGCGAGGAUAGGCCUGAGGCUGAGGAGAACAAGGAGGGAUUCUUUACCAAACUUAAGAAAAUGUUUAGCUCCUGAUACCCCAUCUGAGGGAAACGUUCCACUGGGAACUAGGAGCCAGCAGCUGCCUCUCAAGGCAGUGGGUUCUGGAGAGCAAAGGAUGUCGAAGAGCAGCACAAUGAGAAUCCCAGCUGGAGAGGCCACAAACCACUGAGGCACCAACACCCAUCUGCUGUCCUAGGAAAUGGUAACGAAGGAAAGUGCUGUCUGCAGUAGUGGCACAGACGCUUCUCAAAGUUGCUCCUCAGUUCCUACUGCUGCUGGAAGUUCACUUGGAUUCCUGUAGUCCUACUGCUAAAAUUAAAAUUGAGAUAUUAAUUAGAACCCAGAACAGUGGAAAACUGUAAUAAAAGCUGUCCUUCCAGCCCAGAGUAAAGCAGUUUGCUGUAUGGAGUUCAAGACGACCCCUUUCACUUGGGUGCCCUUCUGAGUGCUGGAUGUGUGGUGAGCUUAUUGCUGCUUCUGUGCCAGGAGACUUGGUGCAGCAGUGACUUUAGACCUGUCUUCAUGGCAACGUCCCGUGCCCUUCUAGCUGUCGUGUGCACUGCUUAGAGUGGGCUCAUCAGCACACCUGGGGUUUCCUACUCCUGCUGAUUUCCUGCACAGAGAGCAGUGAUGGGAUCUGCACUUUGCC
This is a messenger RNA of Nothoprocta perdicaria, 2194 nucleotides long. RefSeq names its product DnaJ heat shock protein family (Hsp40) member A3 (gene DNAJA3). The transcript has 12 exons. Bases 1 to 1578 code for a protein of 525 amino acids. NCBI's taxonomy places the organism in Eukaryota, Metazoa, Chordata, Aves, Tinamiformes, Tinamidae. Gene Ontology annotation, biological process: mitochondrion organization; protein folding; response to heat. Gene Ontology annotation, molecular function: protein kinase binding; ATP binding; heat shock protein binding. Gene Ontology annotation, cellular component: mitochondrion. The record is from RefSeq and is a predicted model, not a curated record.